This is a messenger RNA of Styela clava, 1510 nucleotides long. RefSeq lists its product as uncharacterized. NCBI's taxonomy places the organism in Eukaryota, Metazoa, Chordata, Ascidiacea, Stolidobranchia, Styelidae. The record is from RefSeq and is a predicted model, not a curated record. Gene Ontology annotation, cellular component: cytoplasm; nucleus.
AUGUCGUACAAAAGUAGCGGCAAAACGAAAUUUCAAUUCUUGAUGCAUUCCACGAAUUUAUGAUGCUGAUUUGAUACCUUUGUUGGAUAAAAAGUAGUUACCGCUUACCAGUACCGUUAUGCCGCCCAGGGAUCGUAAUAAAUAUAAAAGGAAAAGAUAUCAUCGAAGAAAACGAAAACGGCCGAUGGAUUUUGACAAAUUUACCAAUAUUGAUACAAUUUCGUCACCACACGAGGGAGAUCUGCACAUCGCUAACGAAGUAUCACUUGAACCUGUUGUGAAAAGGAUUUUUCUAUGGUUUUAUAAUAAACUUCCCAACAUUUCAACACCUUUUUCCUAUGCAAAUGAGAUUUUAUUUUCAACUCGAGCUCUGCGUUAUGAUCUUAACUCAACCCGUGAACAACUGAAUUCUACAAAACAAGAAUUGAAUGAAAUCAUGAAGAAACUGAAUAACCUAGAAAAUAACGUCAGAGAAUUGAAGAAUUUUUCAAUGGGGGAAAAGAGAGGGGUUUCCCCUUUGCGUAUUCCACCCCCUCCUCCCCCACCACCACCUCCUCCUCCGCCUAUCUCAACAUCUGCUUCAAAACCUUGUUUUCUCUUAAAGAAGAAACCUCCACAAGCUGCAAUAAAGAAACCUGUUAAAAAGGAAACCCAGAAAUCUCUCUGUGUUUCGUUGGACGAUAUUCUGAAUGUUAAACUGAAGAAAACUCAGCCACAGAAAAAUAUUGAUGAGAAAGAAAAUAAGGUUCCUGUUAACAAGCCCAACAUGCCUCGCAUCACCUUAGCUGACAUAACGUCUGUAUCUCUGCAAAGAUUGGGAAACAUUGAACAAACAUCUGGCAACUGUCAGAAUGAAAAUAUGGUGACACCGAAGUCUGUUCUUUUGAAGAGGACGCUUCGAAAGACGACAAUGAAACGUAGCCCGGGUGGAACUCCUAUCAUCCGACGCAAUCCAGAUCGGUCCACGGCUACAGGGCCUACACCUGAGUUUGCAAGGGCUUUACGGAGGAAAUUUAGGUCCAUAAGAACUUCACCAUUAGCUGAGGAUCAUCUCAUGCAAAGUCCAAUAUGAAGCAUCUGUAGCCAGAAGCAUAGAAGAGUAUAAAAUUCUAGUCCAUGUCAGUAACUGCUAGCAUAGAGCCUAAUUACUUUCAAAAGUAUCCGGUAUGUUUUGGGCCUUUGCAUUAUUAUUUGGUUGAAGAUAUAUAAAAAUGAAUGUAACUAUCUUGUUCAAAGCAUUUUUCAGAGCAUCUUUAAUCAAAUACCAUUUGGUUGCCUUUGCCUGAAGCAUCAAAUAUUAGUUCCGAGUUAGUGGCAACUUACUUGCAUUGUGCCUUGUUUGUAACGUAACUGUAAAAUUAUUGAUCGUUUCGAAUAUUUUCAUCUCGGAACAUGACAGAUUAACUUUUUUGAAGUUUAUUCAUUACUUUGUAUAUAAAUUUGUAAAUGCUUGAAUUCUAAUCCAGCCUUGUUCUAAAAAAAUUGUUUAAAAAGUAUCGGAUUCAUUUUA